Messenger RNA from Glycine soja, 2315 nucleotides. Its product is annotated as serine/threonine-protein kinase Nek4-like. Gene Ontology annotation, molecular function: ATP binding; protein kinase activity. NCBI's taxonomy places the organism in Eukaryota, Viridiplantae, Streptophyta, Magnoliopsida, Fabales, Fabaceae. Gene Ontology annotation, biological process: protein phosphorylation. Bases 298 to 2106 code for a protein of 602 amino acids. The record is from RefSeq and is a predicted model, not a curated record. The transcript is spliced from 16 exons.
UUAAAAUAUUAACAGGGGCUGCUCAGUGCUCACUUUUAAAAACUGCAACUGCAAAUUUCUCUGUACCUUUGCCAAAUUGCGUUUUCAAUUUCUUGAAUUCAGGUUCUUUUCUCUUCUCUCAAUCUUGUUCGGCAAGAAUCAGGUAGAGCUGUCAGUUGCCACCACAGAAUUGUGUUUUGUGGCUGUACUGGUGGCCUAACAUCUGGACCUGAAAUACAUUCCAGAGCUGAAAAUUGGUUUUUCAAUUCUUCUGUUGUAGACAGACUUUGUCAGUGGGAGGUAAAGUGAUAGGUUCAAAUGGAGCAGUAUGAAAUUCUAGAACAGAUUGGCAAAGGUGCAUUUGGUUCUGCCCUUCUUGUGAGGCACAAGCACGAAAAGAAAAAGUAUGUCCUUAAAAAGAUCCGCCUUGCUCGUCAAACUGACAGAACCCGUAGAUCUGCCCACCAGGAGAUGGAGCUUAUAUCUAAAGUUCGAAAUCCAUUUAUUGUGGAAUAUAAAGAUUCCUGGGUAGAAAAGGGUUGUUUUGUAUGUAUCAUCAUUGGCUAUUGUGAAGCAGGGGAUAUGGCCGAAGCUAUAAAAAAGGCUAAUGGUGUUAACUUUCCUGAAGAGAAACUUUCUAAGUGGCUUGUUCAAUUGCUGAUGGCACUUGAUUACUUGCAUGGAAACCAUAUUCUUCAUCGCGACGUCAAGUGUUCAAAUAUAUUCUUGACAAAAGAUCAAGAUAUACGUCUAGGUGACUUUGGUCUUGCUAAAAUGUUGACAUCUGAUGAUCUUGCUUCUUCGGUUGUUGGGACUCCAAGUUAUAUGUGCCCUGAGCUUCUUGCUGAUAUACCCUAUGGCUCGAAGUCUGAUAUUUGGUCUUUGGGAUGUUGUAUCUAUGAAAUGGCUGCUCACAAGCCAGCUUUCAAAGCUUUUGACAUACAGUCAUUGAUUAUCAAAAUAAACAAGUGUAUAGUAGCUCCCCUACCAACUAUGUAUUCUGCUGCUUUUCGAGGGCUUGUCAAAAGUAUGCUGCGGAAAAAUCCAGAGUUGAGGCCAACUGCUGCAGAAUUACUAAAUCAUCCGCAUCUUCAGCCUUACAUUCAUAAAAUUCACCUAAAAUUAAAUAGCCCCAUAAGAAGUACUUUUCCAUUCCAAUGGCCAGAGUCAAAUUACAUAAGGAGAACUCAGUUUGUAGAGCCAGAGUCUGUUUCUACUCUUUCUGAUCUAGAUAAAUGCUUGUCAUUCAACAAUGACAGGACCUUGAAUCCUAGUAUUUCUGGAACUGAACAAAUUUCUCAGUGUUCUACUGAAAGAGCUGAUGGAUUAUCCACUUGUUCAGAAGAGAAGAUCUAUGAACUAUCUGUAGGUUGUGUUCGUGGCAAAUACAAAACUGACAAAUCAAAAGCCACAAAGUUCUCAACCGUUGAGAGAACACCAAGAUCUAGAGGAGUUACAGUUUCUGCCACUACCAAAAGGCAAACAAUGGCAACAUCAAAGACAACCCAUUCUGGUCCAAGUGAUUCACUUCCAGCAUCUCAUGCACCAUCUGGAAAAUUUUCCACACCACCAAGAGCCAGGGCAAGGGCAACACCAAACUUGUACACUAAUGUUCUUGGAAGUGUAGACUCUCUUGACGUUUCCAUUAAUGCACCGCGAAUUGACAAGAUUGCCGAAUUCCCAAUGACUUUCUGCGAGGAUCCUUUUUCACCUAUCCGUGGACCAUCAUCAACAUCUGCACGUUGCUCUUCUAGCUCAGCAGGAAGUACUGCUGAUUGCUCCAUCACAAAGGACAAGUGUACAAUCCAGGAGGACAAAGUUAUUCUCCCCACAAGUAUCACUAAUGCUUGCCCGGGUCCAAAGGGCACUGAAUGCUCUCCUGAGCACGUAAAAGCUUGUGUUUCAAGCCAUUCCUCUGCUGACUUAGAUCAGCACUGGUUUGACACCUCGUCGUACCAGCAACGAGCAGAGGCACUGGAGGGGUUGCUGGAGUUCAGUGCCAGGCUCCUACAACAAGAAAGGUUUGAUGAGCUUGGGGUGUUGCUGAAGCCAUUCGGGCCUGAGAAGGUUUCUCCAAGGGAAACAGCUAUUUGGUUGACUAAGAGCUUUAAACAAACUGCGGUCUAAGGUUUUCUUUUCAUGCACGUAUAUGAUCAUUUGCUAACGGAUAGUGUACAUAACGUUGUACAUUUGACGAUAGAAUAAUGACGAGUGGCUUUUAUUAUUGGUGUUAGCAUUUUCCAUUAAAUGAACACUGCUGGGCAACAAAAUGAAACAUGGGAACUACUUACAAAUAAUGUUAUUUAAACUACCCAUGUGGGUAGUUUUUUUCUUUA